This is a messenger RNA of Diuraphis noxia (Russian wheat aphid), 3487 nucleotides long. It is a transcript of the gene PIG-G, whose product is annotated as phosphatidylinositol glycan anchor biosynthesis class G. Gene Ontology annotation, cellular component: endoplasmic reticulum membrane. Gene Ontology annotation, biological process: GPI anchor biosynthetic process. The record is from RefSeq and is a predicted model, not a curated record. NCBI's taxonomy places the organism in Eukaryota, Metazoa, Arthropoda, Insecta, Hemiptera, Aphididae.
AGCCUACGCUGUAAUUAGAUGAAAAACCACAUUUUUUCAGUUGUGCUUGUGUCACUUUUAAGCGGGACGCGGGACUGGGCGGGAGUCCGAUAUGUUAUCUAUGAACCGCGUCGUCUAAAAAUGUCUAUUUUUUUUAUAGUCAGUAAUCACUAUAGACUAUAGACAUAUAAUAUAUGUAUAUGCCACAACCACCAUGACCUUUUUUGGCGUCGACUGUUAUCACUAGUUAGCAGUCUAGUUUAUUAUCUUUAUCUGUGCUUAUAUCGUAGGUCAUACAGUAAACGGAAAAAAUGGCAGAACCCGGCUCAACUAAAUAAAUGCCCGGGAAAAACUACUAACUAGUUUACAACUUAUAUAUUCAGUAAAGAAAUCUGUGUGUAAAGAUAAUACAUAUUUUUAUUACUMUCCAAUAUCCACAUUAUCUGUUCACUGUUGUGGCCAGUGUGGUUUUCAGGUUAUGUAGAUAACACACGACUAUACUUUGCGGCYCUGCAAUCUUAAUUUGAAUUUUAAACCRUAGUCGUUGUGAAACUUGCAGCUUGUGAUGUACCGUCGUACUGCUGUGGGUGCAUAGAAUAAAAAUAACUAUGGUGUGGUAGUGAAAGGCGAACGGAAAUUCCGGAUGAGCAGUGAUCAUUGCACUCUUCUAAUUGUAGGUAAAACUGUUGCGACAAUCAGCGUUCGUACUCUGUGACUAGGUGUCCCGAAUCGCCACCGCCACAAGCCUCGUGAGAUUGAUGAAAAAAACUGUCACGACUGUAAAGCUCCGGUCGGUCUUGCUAUGCGGCUGUCCAAACAGUCGGUCACUCUGCUUUACCUGUCGUCUUGCACGAUUUUCGCCAAUUUGCUAUUCCUCUACGGGUUCUUUUCGUUUGGCUACAACGACAGUCGCACGUCAACACCAAAUGAUAUCCCGUCGACCAUAUGGCCGAACAAAAACGACUCGGAACCUUGGCGUUUCGACACUCGCCGUUUGUAUCACAAGUCUGUGAACAAAGUUGUGUUGAUGGUAAUAGAUGGGAUUCRUUAUGAUUUUUUCACGGAAUCUGAAUAUAAUGUAAAUAUGCCAUUUUCUACUGAUCUCAUUAAACAAAAUCGAAGUUGUUUAUUUCGUACCAGAGUGAACGCUCCUACAGUUACAAUGCCACGGAUAAAAGCCUUAACAACAGGUACAGUGCCAAAUUUUAUUGAUCUCGUGUUAAAUCUGGAUAGUUCAGCUGUGCAACAAGACAAUAUUAUUUACCAAGCCCGUACAGCUAAUAAACGAGUUAUAUUUUUUGGGGAUGAAACAUGGUUGAAACUAUUUCCAAAUUCAUUUGUCAGAUAUGAUGGAACUACUUCCUUUUACAUAUCUGAUUACACUGAAGUUGAUAACAAUGUCACUCGUCAUCUAGAAAAUGAAUUAAAACCAACAGCCAAUUGGGACAUUAUGAUACUUCAUUAUUUAGGUCUUGAUCAUAUUGGCCAUACAGGUGGACCUCGAAGUAAAUUGAUGCCAAAAAAAUUGUCUGAGAUGGAUAAUAUUAUUCAGCGUAUUGUUAAUUAUAUGGAUUUUGAAAAAUCUGAAUUGCCAUCAGUUUUAAUUGUUUGUGGUGAUCAUGGAAUGCGUGAUAAUGGUGGCCAUGGUGGAUCCUCGACUGGUGAAGUAAUGGUUCCUUUAUUUGUUUAUUUUAAAAACAUGAAAUGUGGUGGAUCGAUAAAUGAAGAAAUAAUGCAAACAGACUUUGUGCCAUCAAUUUCUGUUAUUAUGGGACUGCCAAUACCUUUAAGCAGUACGGGGAAGCUUAUAAAUAAAAUUUUGCAAAAUCUUAAUAUCAAUGAAAUUCUCUUUGCAUAUCAUUAUAACUCUCAGCAAAUGUAUAAAAAUUAUAUUUCUAAAAAAGGUUUAAUGAAUAAAGCAUUUAUGAAGGAUUAUGAUCAUGCCAUGAUAUAUUAUUAUGAUUGGUUGAAAAGAGACACUGCAUCCAUUAAUGAGGCAUACCGUAUUAUUUCAUUGUAUAAAUCUGCACUGAGUGGUAUGAGUGAUUUUAUAAUAGGAUCAAUAGCUAAAUUUGACAUAUUCCUCAUAGUUGUCUCGAUUGUGUUAUCUAUACAGGUGUGGUUGUUGCUCAUAGACUUUAAUUCUGUAAAUAUCCAGUUUAUUAAAGUGAGUCGUUUGGUUUACUUAAUGCUAAUUCGUUGGGCUGUUUGUGUAUGGCUACAAUGUGACAGUGUGCUUUGUGAAUUCACUGCCACAUUUAAUCUGUUGGCCGGUAUUAUAAUCACAAUGUUUAUUAUAAACCUUGGUAGUUUUGGUUGGCCAAUUUCUAAAUUAUUUAGAUUAGAGAUUAGUGAUUUCAAUAAUAAUAACUUAUUUUAUGUUUUGCUGGGUAUAUUAAUACAUGUAUUAAGCCUAUUUUCAUCGAGUUAUAUCGAAGAAGAGCAUCAAUUGUUGUAUCACCUUUGGGCUGGAUUUUCUGCUCUUCAAGUAUAUACAACUUUUAAUGUGCAUAAUUAUACAAAAACUGCUAAGUGGAUAGUAUCUAUGAUUUUGCAUCGAUUUUGUAAAAAUCUGAAUAUGAUCGGUAAUCAAUCAUCAGGUGUUUAUAGUGUAGGAGAUUGGUUUCGUGAGUCCCAAAAUCAAAUUUAUUUGACAGUUCUAAUGGUUAUUGGUCUUUGCAGUAUAUUCUAUGCUUGUAUCAACAUUCACCAAAUCACUAAAAACAAUAAACGAUCUCAUAUAUUAAGUACAACUAUUUUAAUUUUAUACUUUUGGACUUUGUGCAGUGUUUAUAUGUAUAGGGUGGAAACUAAAGAAGUUUCUGUACCAUAUGGAUAUAACAUAUUAAAGUUAUUAUUUUGUUUGCAUUCGUGGACUUUAGCAUGGUAUUUAUUAAUUGGAUGUUAUAUUUUUCUUGUUUUCAAACAAACUAAUGGAAAUGACAAGUUUAACAGUGCUGUUUGUUCAAUAAUAGUGUUGUUAAUGCUACGUCUGACACUAUUACUAAGACCUCAUAAUAUAUUGGUACCUGCUGUCUUAGUGUAUACAUGUAAACUUCUUCAAUUUAAAAAUUGGAAUACAUUAACCUCAACUAUACUUCAUUAUUGGUUGUCAUUGAUAUUUUUUUUUUAUCAGGGUAAUUCAAACAGUAUUGGUACAUUAGACAUUGUGCCUGGGUAUAUUGGUCAAACCAGUUAUGAUCCUGUUGUUGCAGGAAUACAUAUUUUUACUCAUACAUAUGGUUUUCCAUUGCUGGUUUUCUUAUUCCUUGUUCUCAAUCAAAAAUUUUCAGGACUUCAAAACCUUUGUAUGCUUAACGUCACUCAAUCAUGUGUGUACAACCUUGUUAUUUUAUUUUUUCGAAAUCAUUUAUUUAUAUGGUCAGUGUUUUCUCCGAAACUUUUGUAUAUUGUAAUGUAUACGUGUACAACAUAUGUUUUUUCUGCUCUAAUUAUAAUUCUAUUAACUUUAUGUGAAACUUCUACUAAAACAGAAUUAAAAAUUUAA